Molecule: messenger RNA, 1746 nt
Organism: Trichoderma breve
Lineage: Eukaryota; Fungi; Ascomycota; Sordariomycetes; Hypocreales; Hypocreaceae
Exons: 3
Coding region: 1-1746 (581 amino acids)
Source: RefSeq, a predicted model, not a curated record
AUGGCAUAUCCCGAGUUUAGCGACCCCGCCACUCUUCUUAGAGAUGCCAUAUCGUUUGAUGGCGUUCCGGAGGACCUGGUGCCGUCUGGCUUCGUCGAGUCUCGCAUACGGCAGCUCAACACCAUAUCGAGCAAUGACAACUUAGAUGUCCAGAAUUUGCCAUAUACUACGAAUACGCGCGAUGGUGCAUAUCUUUGCAGCCCAGCCUGUCCGCGGACGCGGGUCGAAGUGUCUGCUUCACCUCCAGUGGGACAUUCGUACCCAGGCUUGAGGAUCAAUGACAACCAUAACGAUGACAACGGAGUUGCUUGGGAGGUUGCGUCGACAAGUGCUCACAUGUUUAACGUCAGGCCGAGCUUGAGAGCCUCGAGAUCGAGCAAUUCAUUGGGAUUUCAAAGUCCAACUCGAGAUCCCAGCCGGUUCCGAAGUCUGUACAGGUCAAAUCGGACUGCCAACGAAGUCAAUGACGCGAGACCAGGCUUCAAACUUUCCAGACGUUCUCACCCGAAUCUCCAAGCAUCAUAUUCGAGUAUUCGGUCUAGACAGAAUGCCCCUGAAAGCUCUAGAAAGGAGCAGCAAGAUGUAUUGGAAAUGUUUGACAUGUAUGGAGUCUCACGACCAGAGGGUUGGCUGUCAGAUGAGAAAGAUCGACAGCAGGCAUUGGGAAUGAAAACCGUCCAUGUCAUCGUCUAUCUCAUUCGAAGAGCCGUGACUCUAUCACGGGAUAUCCUAGAGAAAGCCAACUGGGACAUGCUGAGGCGGAAAGACAAGCACGCCAAAAAUUUCGACAUGAGCGCCGACAUCGCCUGGAGAAAUCCUAUAGCGAAAUGGCCAUCUCUGAGCAGUGUUCUGAUUGUCCGACUUGCCAUGAGGCAUGUUAUUGACCAGACGAAUAAAAGCACCGAAGAAGAUACAUAUAAGAUCUCCAAAGAUUCCCCUAAAACGGCUGUACAGACUCUGAAAGGGCUUCUCAGCCUGCACACUUUGGAUCAAGAUACCUUUUGGACUUGUUCAGAGGAUCCAGCAACGUCCCAGAGUCCCACUCUGCCUCACACGACCCAUGGUAACCGGAAUACACCGAAACUUAUCCUUGAAGGAGCUUCCCAUGAAAGCAUAGACUCGGCAGAUCUAGAAAGAUAUCAGACAUCACCACCGGACAAGGCUAUUUGGAAAACUCCGACAAUUCGUAUCUCGCCAGCUGGAGAAUACAAUGACGCACCGGAGCUUCAGCAAGACGUCAGAUAUGAUGAUCAGAUGGGAAACACUGGGGAGAAACAACGUCAAGAGUUAUCAUAUGGGAGCAUGGGAUCGGCUGUUAGAAAGGCAAAUGAUUGGACUCCAAAAAUAUCGGAAAAGGGGCUCGGAUCGCAAGAUUCGUUGAGGAAAGCCACCAACGCAAGCAAGAGUCCCCAGCGAAGCAUUGAGUCUUCUGAUCCUUCAACAUGGAAACAACAACUAAGGAAGAUCAACGACACACCGGAAUUGAUGAGUAAUUCCCCGAGGAAGGAGUAUACAUUGUUGGCCUCUGGCUCUCAAAGGGAUCUUAACCAGUUUACAGCAGAAAGAAACCAGGCAGGAGACGUUAUGAAAGAGCCGACGAUUCCUCCCGUUACCCCUAAAAGCGACUCCGAGAUUUCCCUAAGUCGCCACGUCUGCGAGUGGCGCUCACGGUAUUUGGGGCUUAGUGAUGCAUUCGAUAAGCUCAAAAUCGAACUGGAUAUUGCACUGGAACACCAAGCGAGUUAG